CUCAAAUUUUACCGACCACCAGCGCUCCGAAUCCGAUCCUGAAGCUUCACUAGGGCGUGCAGGUCCCUUCUGCAUGUUCGUUUCUCGAUGUCCAAUCCAGUCCAUACAAACGCUUUAUCGAAAUUACCGGCUGUCAUCCCUGACCAUUCAUCAGCACCACCCCUCCGGAAGAACUCGAAGACAAGACCACGACACAACCGCAAGAAAAACAAAUCUCCCGAGGAUAAAUACAUUACCCAGCUGAACGAAGCCUGGGGUCGCACUCCCUGGCUGCCUCCCGGUGUGCGUCCACAACGAGGCCCAAAACUAGGGCCACAUUCAUUACGAGCACUACUUACCGUCACACAAACCGCUCUGGAUAAUGGAAUCCACCUUGAAGACAUUUGGAAAACUGGGCACUAUAUGAGAAAGGAGCUACCAGGAGACUCUCCGACCUUCACCAUUCUAGCCUGCAGGCGGGUAAUUGAGAGCAUAGAAGCAGACAGUCAACGCCAUUCGGUUGUCGAAUCUAUUUUGCCGUCCGUCGAGGAACCGGGCAUGAAUUGCAUUGAGGCACAUGGAUCACCAAAAAGCAGUGACGAAGGCGGAGACCCCUCAGCUAGCGACCACAGGAGUCCCCACAACCAAGAUUGGGUUGACCUAACUCAGGAUGAGUCCCCGGAUCCACACGAACGCCCGACAAAAAGACUCCGCCAAGACGAUACCCUGCCAAGUGUCGAUAAGUUACAGCAUCAACUCACCAAUGAGGUUGCAUUGAGUGAUGAUGUUAUGGACCUCCUAUCCCGAGUUCUCAUAAACCUGACCCCACCACAGUCAGUCAUACUUCGAUACCCCCUAUGGUUCCAAGAUCCAGACUGGAAUCAACUACCAUCAAGGCCCCGUUCCCUGAAUGCCGGGUCCUUGCUCUGCUUCCCCAUUCAUCAUAAAGAACCACUCCAUUGGACGCUGGCUAUCAUUCGAAUCGAUAACGACAAGGCCAUAUGCACCUUCUACGACUCUAUCGGGAAUGAAGAACGUGCCCAAGAGGUAGAAGCUCGACUACGGCAAUGCAUGGGGAAAUGGGCUAUAUCACAAGAGCUUCUCUUUGAACGUCCGGCAUGUGCUCAGCAGGAUGACGGAACAAGCUGUGGUGUCAUAGUCCUGAGCAAUAUGUUGCGCAUUCUUCGUGGACAGCCGGUCCCUAAGUCGAUUGAAGAUCCAUCAAUGGAGAGGCAGACGCUACUCUCCUUGUUAUGCAACGCUGACGGAUCUCGCUUAUCUCCAGAAGAAAAUUCCCUCCUCAACGACUUGAGAAAACAUGCCAUCAUGCAAGCCUCGCAGGAUAAGCUCCAGGAGCUCAUUCGUGCCGAAGAGCAGCGUCUCAUGAAGGCAACGCAUGCCCACAGCGAGGCAACCGCGAAACUAAGUCAAAAUAAAGGCAAAGCCGAAGUGAUGGAAGAUUUCCGUGGAUUAUCCCGUUCUCUCAAGGAUCAGAUCUCCUCUGGUUACGAAAAUACGAGAGAAGGCGGUGCUCCUAUUGACAGCAGCAAUAACCAAUUAGAGAACGAAGAGGCGACCACACCCCUCCGAGCCGUAAGAAACCGCUUAUCUUACGUGAUGGAUAAAGCCCUUAAAGUCGCGCGUGAAGAGGGCCACCAGGAAGGUGUGAGAGGAUGUUUGAGCAAGGUGGAUGAACUUGCAACAGGCAUCGAGAGCCAGAUCCAAACUAAUUCAGAUGAAAUAAGCCAAUGCUUGGCCGAUAUUGAAGAUGCAACGAAGAAUUUGAGACUGUUCAAAGAGGUAUAUGAACUUAAGCAGAGGUUGGAUAAACUUGACACACUUAGCGUAUAUAGGUCACUCUCCUCUCAUACUUAGGUAGGCUUUAAAACAUAGAAACAUGCCCCAAAUACUUCAAUGCUAUGUUAUGUAAUAUCAAAUGUACCGUAAAUAGGUCUACCACUAGUGAGAAACCUUGAUUA
Ilyonectria robusta is the source of this 1958-nucleotide messenger RNA. RefSeq lists its product as uncharacterized. Gene Ontology annotation, biological process: proteolysis. Gene Ontology annotation, molecular function: cysteine-type peptidase activity. The record is from RefSeq and is a predicted model, not a curated record. The transcript is spliced from 4 exons. Lineage: Eukaryota; Fungi; Ascomycota; Sordariomycetes; Hypocreales; Nectriaceae. Bases 88 to 1854 code for a protein of 588 amino acids.